Megalops cyprinoides (Indo-Pacific tarpon) is the source of this 1166-nucleotide messenger RNA. It is a transcript of the gene dpcd, whose product is annotated as deleted in primary ciliary dyskinesia homolog (mouse). The transcript is spliced from 6 exons. Lineage: Eukaryota; Metazoa; Chordata; Actinopteri; Elopiformes; Megalopidae. The coding region runs from base 7 to 612 and encodes 201 amino acids. The record is from RefSeq and is a predicted model, not a curated record.
UUCAAAAUGGCAGUACAGUGCUGGUCAGAUGCUUUGAAAUCUGCAAAGAAAACUGCCCUAUUACAUGAUGGAAAAAGGAAAGUGCACUAUCUUUUUGUGGACGGAAAAGAAAUGGCAGAAGAGUAUGAUGUGAAAACAGAUGAGCUCAUUGUGCGGAAAUGGCGAAGAAAGAAUACUUUGGGAGCACUGGGGCAAUGGGAGAUUGAGGUAGGAGACCCAUCUACGAUGACCAUUUCGGAACCUCAUCUGAUAAUGGAGAGCAGCUCAAACCCUGUCUUAAUGCGUAAGGACACCAAGACCAGUUUUCAGUGGAGAGUGCGCAAUCUUCCCUAUCCCAAAGAGGUGUACAGCGUUUCUGUUGAGCCAGUGGAGCGAUGCUGCAUCAUUCGGACAACAAACAAGAAGUAUUAUAAGAAGUUCUCCAUUCCAGAUCUAGACAGGUGUCAGCUACCCCUGGAGAGCUCCGCUCUCACCUUCAGCCACGCCAACAACACUUUAAUCAUCAGUUACCAGAAGCCGAAACAGAUCUUAACCUUGGAGCAGGAUCUGCUGAGGGAGCUGAAAAAGAUGAAGGGCUCCGGCGAUGGGGAUGUUGACUGCAAAACACAAUGACCUGCAGGGGACAGGAAGACACGUACUUGACAUGACAAACUUCAUCUCAGCAGCUCACCUUGAAAUUACCUACAUCAUCGGUUUGCUGUUUUCCUUUCUUAUGACUGUACUGUUCUUCAAAUUCUUAUUUUUAAUAAACCAUGUUUACAGCAUUUCUAAUAUUUCUGAAAUUGUGGUGUGUAUGCUAUUGGUGUGUAAAAUAAGAACUCUUGGAUGAACAAUGCAAAAGUAUUUUGGCAUGCUGAAGGACUAACGGUGAACAUGUAACCCCUGUGAUGUACCUAUAAAUUGUUACAAAUGACAUUCUGAGAAGUUGAAGUUGAGUGGCAUUCCGCUUGCAGCUCCCGCAAGCACCAUGAGAAUGAUUUACAACACAGAUACUGGCCACCCACACUUUUAAGGAAUAACCUUUCCCCCCAAGAAUUCUAGCUUUAUUGUGCUCAUCCCUACAGACUUCAAAGGUCACCAUCAAGAAUUUUUUUAAAAGAAUUCAAAUGUGUUACCUCAUCCUGGUCUGUUUAAAUAGUGCCUUACUUAUCCUUACAGGUUUAAGU